UUUGAGGUGCAAAUCUUGUGCAUAUUCUAAUUCUAGUUCGGCAUAUAUAAUUCAGUUUCUUUCAACUGAUUUCAACAACAUAGGAAAAGGUACCAAUCAAUUUGCGGUACGAAGUGAAGUACGAAACGGCUCACGUAUGGUACAAAUGAACUAAGUACGAAACAGCCAAGUUACGAAACAGCGGACAUCCAUUUUUUGGAGUCUGAAAGGUCGUCAGUCCAAAAUGUCAUCUGAUCUAAAUAGACAAACAACAUUUCAAGCCAUCAUCACAAGUGAAACAACUCGCAAUAAGAAGAAGAAAGGAAUACAAUCAUGCCUGUCACCAAAUUACCUGUGGUCCAUAAAUUUGGUAUAAUAUCACACAGUCAGCGAGUGGAACUACAGGAACGGUUACUCAAACAGUCCUAUGUACAAGGAAUCAAAUCUAAAAAACUAGCUGGCGCUUCCUCAAGGAACCCUUUAGAAGUAUCUGAUGAGUUUGUGCAUAAUUUUAAUAAUUCCAAAAGUCUGAGUGAAAAAGACAAAUAUGAAGGUGUUGCUAGAAAAAUGCUGGAAAGAUCCAAGAGACGAGCUGGUGUUAGAGAUAGCGGUACUGGCCGUCAUGUCAACCUACCAAUGGCGUGGACAGAGUUAGCGCAGUUAGCACAGUGUAAAGGCAAACUACAAGAAGAAUGUUUGGAUGUUUUGAUAACAUCAUUAGAAGUGUCUCCACUUGAAAGGUAUCAUAUACCAGCGCUGUUUUUCCUGGCUGAGACAAUGUUAUAUUGGCUUCGUACUGAAUCUAUUCAUCAGCCCUAUCUUCGUACAGCAGAAAUUAAGUUACUUAAGAUGGGACAGCUGGUUUUUACCCGACUUUUCUACAGUCACAUGGCCGGACAGUUACAAGGACAUUCCGAGUUUAAAAACAGAUUAUAUACAUAUCUUGAUGGUUUACGAGAAUGUCAAGAGGCGUACAACCCAUAUCCAAACGCUCUACUAUCUUUACGGUUUAUAAUAGAAGUGGGUAAAAUAAUUCUGGCUGAUACACCGAUAGAUGGAGGAUCUGUCAAGGAAGGGGAUCAACUUCCACCAGAACGCAACGUAGAGCAACUGACUAAUGCUACUAAACAGUUAUAUGAGAAGAGAUCAGAUGUAUCAACACAUAGUGCAGCCAUCAGUAGCAGUGUUCAUGAUUUAAGUCCUACUUUGUGGCAUUCAUUAGAUGUAUGGCGUUGUACCAAUCAGUUGAGUGGAGGAUGUGGAGAAGCCUUGUCAUCUCUAGCUCAUUGUGGUCUUGGUCUCGCUACUGAAAACUGGAUUGAUGGAACCAUUGCUCUACAGAUAUUAGGAGAUGCUGCAAGAACUGAUUUAGAUGCCAUGAGAGCUCUGCACUGUCUUGCACAGGGUGUAAAUAUAUCAGAUAGAAUUACCUCCCCACCAUUAAGUUCUCAUUCACAGAGCACAGUAACAGAUUUUACUUUCUCGGAUGAAGGUGGUGAUUCUGAAAAACAGGUGUCAACAAAGCAUAGUGCCCACAGUUCUCUCCCUUCUUUAAGUGAUAUUAACGAGCGAAGUGAAAACAGCUAUCAAUCAUCACAGUCAAAGAUUACUGGAAGUCCUAUUCCACCGCUAGAUCUAAGUAUGACAGAAGAAGAUAGUCCGCUGCCGGCUUUAAAGGAAAUAAAGGCGCCCCGUGAUAUACAUAAACGUGAAGUCUCAUUCAAUGCCCACGUUUCACAUCAAGCAGGAAAAAGCAGUGAUGGUGAUAAGUGUAAUAUUAAAGUGGAACAAGGAGAAAAGAUGAGAGAGAAGUCACAGUAUACGGAUGGUUGGAGUGGUUUUAAAGCUGAAUGUGGAACAUCAUUCAAUCCAGAUCGUGCCUCGUCAUGUAGUUCUAUUCGUACAUUCACCAAUAUACCAGUAGCUGAUACACCUGGUUUACAUGGUUGGCACUGGGAGGUGGCAGUCACUUAUACCGAUGUCCUUGCUAAAAUCUGUAUCCAUGGUAACAAUGUCAACAUCCAGAAGAUGGCGUUAGUUGGAUUAAAUGAGGAUAUGACAGAGGCAUAUCGACGAGGACAUGGUCAGAUACCGCUACCCAGCGCUGGAUUAAUAGAUCUUGCUUUCUUUCACACUAAGAUGGAAAAACAAGAUGGAGGAAGUAAAGACUGGAGUUGGAGGCUACGGUAUGGAGCGAUCCAGUCUUUAGUCAAGAUAUGUAGAAGUUUAGCGAAGGAUGUAAAUCGCGAAGGUAUUAGAAAUGCUGCAUGGACAACUCUACUGAAAGCUCACUCACUGGAGAAAGAUCAUCGUGUUCUCGAAGCUUUAAAAGUCGGACAGGUACAUACUGACAUGGAACAGUUGGUUAAAAUGGAGACUUCAUGUCCUCCAUCUUCUAUAGGAUGUCGUAUAGCAGGUGGUCUCGUGUCGAUAUAUCUACCGCCGUUAAAACCCCCAGUUGUUAUACAACUACCUAAAAAACUUCCGGUUAAACCCCUUGCUCAGCCCACAGAACCAACAACAACUAGAAACAAACUUAGAACUUCUCUUAGAGAAGAGAUUAUGCUAGCAACAGCUUUAUACGAGGAGCCUGUUGGUUUUAACACAAGAACAAGUUUUGAUUUAAGACGAAUUGUAGAAGAUCAGUGGAGGAAAGAACUGCAGGUAAAAUUAGAGGAGGAAGAAGUAGAGAGACAGAAAGAAUUAGAAGAACAACAGAGGAAUGAAGAAGAGAGACAAAAAGAAAUAGCUGCAAAGAAACUGCUGAAAUUUGCUAAAACAAAACAAAAAAUCACUGCCGAAUCUGUAAUUUGAAUAAAACUGAAUUAUUUUCUAGUAAAGAAAUUGUCUUUAUUAGCAGGCUGGUUCAGAAAAGUAAGAAAUUAAACCCCUUUUCAGUUCUUUUAUUAAAGUGACACUAACACUUUAGGGAUAUUCAGCUAAAAAAAAAAAAAUUGAUGUCCACUGUACCUUUGAUUUUUUAAACUAUCACUUUAUUUUCUAGUUUAAAGUGAGGAUGUCUCUUUAGGGAAGUCACAUUUCUACUUGGGACUCAAAACAAAAUGUGUAGCCUAAUUGGCUAUUAACCUUGACGGAAAGUUGUAGAGAUAAAUAAUACUCAACUUUGUUAUAGAUUGGUUUGUCCAGACACAAGGUUAUUUCUCGUAUACAGUUUAAUCUGGCAACUGGAUGUUGAUAGUUCUUUAAAAAAGCUGUCAGAGAGUCUUUGAUCUUUGCUUAGGUCUAGAAUAGAGUGUUCUAACGAUCUUCCACACAGAAUAAACCUGGAUUAUUUUACUGAAGUAUAAGUGGGUUUUCUCUUUUAAAGAUGCAUCAUGUAAGAACAAAAUCUGUCUAUUGCAGGUUGUUUUACUUUGGCCUCAAUUGUUAUAUAAAUUUAUUCACAUGACAAGCCUAUAAGCAACUCUCUAGAUCAUCGGAUGGUUGUGAUUAUUAAUGGAUUGAAACACGAUUGCCAAUGAACAAUAUUAUUUAAAAAAUGGAUAAUCGUUACAAUGAUAGCAAUGAAAAUCCAGAUCACACCAUUCUUAUCAAAACUUCCAACAUCCAUAACUUCACUCAGAAUAAAGUAGUUUGACUGAAUUUUUCAAUAUAAUAUAUCCAUUUUUCAUUAUCUAUUUUUAAACUAUUAUAGUGAGAACUGCCAGCUCUUUAUCUAAUCUCCCAUAAUGUAUCUUUAAGUUAAAGACUUGCCUCCUUUAACUGGAGGGAUCUCUUUUAAUCCGUUGUUUUUACCUCUGAAAAAAAGUAAUGUUGAAUUAACCCAUAUGAAGGUAUAUAUUAUGGUAUGUUUUAGGAGAAAAUAACCAAUGCAUUGAUUUUACUGAAAUGGGCAAAUUUAAGGAAUGAAAUUUUUUAUAAUUCUAUAUUUAAUGUGAUAUUUCAUGUUCUGUGAUAUUUUAUAGAAAUUAUGUUAGUGACUGUUGUGUCAUUAUUUUAUACAAAUUAUGUAUAAAUUGUUGUAUAUGAAUUAUGUAUAAAUUGUUGAGUGGUCAUUACUGUAUAUAAAUUAUGUAUUUGUUGUUGUAUAUGAAUUAUGUAUAAAUUGUUGGGUGGUUAAUGUAUAAAUAAAAUACAUUUAUAAUAUCCAGGGCUUUAUGGUUUUAGGGAGUUGAAUCAUUCAUUUACAGUGUUCAGGGUUUGGUGGUUUUAGAGAAUUGAAUCAGUGUCCAGGGUUUUGGAGAGUUGAAUCAUUUAUUUACAGUGUAAAGGGUAUUUAGAGAGUUAAUUCGUUUAUUUUCAGUGUCAAGUGUUUCUUUGGCCUCAAAUGUUAUAUAAAUUAUUAUUUAGACAUUUAUUCACAUGACAAGCCCAUAAUCAACCCUCUAGACCAUCGGAUGGUCGUCUUUAUUAAUGGAUAGUUACUUUUACAUGUUCUCUUGAAAUAUGACUUAGGUCUGCUGAAAUCUUAUAUUUUCUCUUGAUCUGCUUAUAGAUUUAUUUUCUCUAUAUUCCCCUAUUAUUCAUGUCUUAUCAGAGUUCUUAUCAUUUAUCUAUAUAUAUAUAUUUAACCUUUAGAUCUCUACGUCCUUUAAACAGUCUGUUGUACUCGAGGAAUCAGGUAAACCUUUUUAAUUUUGGUCACAUAUCUAGUCUGCUGUACUAAAGGAAUCGGGUGAAGCUUUUUAAUUUUGGUCACAUAUCUAAACCUUGUAUCGGGACUCGGGCACUUGUCGGGAUAUAGCCUGGGGCUUGUUUCACGAAAUGUUAACUAAGAUAAAAUCCAAAUUUUAAUAAUUUGAUUGGAUAAUAUUAGAUUGAUUUUAGUGCUUAGCCAAUCAAAAUUGAAGUAUCUUCUAAAAUUUAGAUUUUAACUUUAGUUAAAAUUUCGUGAAACAGGCCCCAGGUGUCAUUUAUCACGUGUCAUCUGUUAAAGAGCUCACGUAGUUAACGGCUUGGUGUACUAGGGUUAGGGUUAAUGCUGUAAUGUAGCCCAUUUGUUCUAUAUUUUUUUGAUUGAUAUUUGUACAGAGACGGGUGUUGUACACGAGACAGGGUAUGCUCGUUUUUUCAAGAACAUCUUAUACCGCUUUUGUUGAAGUUUUGAAUCUAUAGCCUGUUUAACAAUUUGCAUUUCUUUAUUUAAGUAACAUUCAUUUCUGUCACUAUUCAUGUAUACUACCAGUAUAUAUUCAUUCACUUCUCUCAUGGCUACGGUAUAUAAUUCAUUCCCUAGUGUUUUUACAAUAUAUUACGUAAUGUCUUAAGCUCGAGACCAUUAACCGAC
This is a messenger RNA of Patella vulgata (common limpet), 5227 nucleotides long. RefSeq lists its product as uncharacterized. NCBI's taxonomy places the organism in Eukaryota, Metazoa, Mollusca, Gastropoda, Patellidae. The record is from RefSeq and is a predicted model, not a curated record. The transcript has 16 exons. Bases 313 to 2793 code for a protein of 826 amino acids.